Molecule: messenger RNA, 1111 nt
Organism: Diatraea saccharalis (sugarcane borer)
Lineage: Eukaryota; Metazoa; Arthropoda; Insecta; Lepidoptera; Crambidae
Source: the annotation of a GenBank genome assembly
UUCCGAUGUCAGUUAUUAGUACGAGUUAUACCUUCUUUUCAUCUUAAAUUAUCGAAAUAUUAGUUUCUUUGGAGUCUUAUUAUCAUUUCGAAAAUAGACAGAAUUUCGAUUUCGGAGAAAAAAGUGUCAUGGUCAUGUUAAUUUGUACGAGUAACCUUCUUUGUUUUGUUACUGAUGUCAAAUUACUGGUCAUAUAUAUUUUUUUGUCACAAAUUAUAUCAGUUUUGAUACAUUUUUGACAUUUGCCAUUUUACAAAAUUUGUGAUCGCUUGUUUCUACCUUUUAUGAUAAUUAUUUACUAGAAAUGGAUCCCUUGAAUUUAGAUUCAGGAGAUAAUAAUAAAUCUCCAAGGUCUGUGGACGAUACUAAAGAAAUAACUGAAAAAUAUCAGACGAAUGAAAGUUCUGAAAGACAAAAACAAGUGGGAUGUCUGCAAAGUUUCAAACAAGACGAUACUAUAACUCCCAAAAUGAUUGAAGACAACGAAUCAAAAUUAAAAGAGAGAAUAGCUCAAUGCCGAGAUAUCAUAGAGUCUUUGAAACUUGAACUGAACAAGGAAAAAUCUAAAUUAGGUAAAGACAACAAAAAUUGUGAAGAACCAACUGUCUCGGAUUAUAAUCCAUCAGUCCCUCGAGACACAUAUAAUGCAGAGUUGUUAUUAGGUGAUCUAUAUUCUAGUGAUAUGUACAGCACUAGUGUUGACGAUAGACUUAACUGUGAUGAAAGCCUUAUUGAAUAUGAAAAGCAACUGCAAAGAUAUCAAAAUACAUUAAAUAUGGCUCAAAUAGAGAAAAAAAAUGCUAUUAGGAAACAAAUGUUAGCAAAAGCAUUCAAACUAAAAUUACUGGAGGUUGAAAACCAAUGUAAUAUUGAGUUGCUUCGAGUGAAGCAGAGUUUACAGUGUCUAGAACCAUUGCAAAUGAUCGCUAAUAAAUGGAAAACUUGUAAUAAUUCCACAUACGACAUUGAUAAUUUUGAACUUAUACCUAGAUUUCCUGAACUAAGCGCCAAUUCUGGAAGUGAUAUAAACUCAUUCAGAGAAGAUUGCGAUAGUAAAGCUUCACCAGAGAAAUCCGUAAUUUGUGCAUUGGAAGGCUUUUCUUAUGAGUAA